UCUGUAUUGCCCCUGCACAAACGGACGAUCCGAAGAACAGCACAAACAACCCAUCUCUCUCUGCAUCGCUCUCUCAACUACUCCCGACGAUCAGGAAAUUGUUUGCAGCUGGAUUUUGUUUUUUCCGGCUCUGUCCUUCCCUAGCCUUCUGCUCUCUUCAUAAAGAGACGAUCUCUCUUUCUCAAGUGGGUUUUUCCUGUGUCUUCCCUCAGCUUGCUGUCGUGUCUUCUCUCUGGGAAUCGUUUAGAUAAGGCAAAGGAAAAAAAGUUGGGUGCUUGGUGAUCAUGGCGAUUGUUGCUGAGAAUGCUGGGGCCAAAAACGGGGUCACCACCCAGAAUUUCGACACCACUGUAGUGGCAUCGGACCCGAAGGAGACUAAUUAUCUCGAGAAAACCAAACCCGUGGACGAAUCUGUGGUGAUGAACGGUAGAGACGCGAAUUCUCACACCGAGAAUGGUGAUCGCGGGGUUGGUGACGGCAAGUACGACCAGCCACAGCGCGUGAAUGGGAUGACAGCUGCUGCUGGUUCAAGGAUGGGCGAGAACGGCGGGACCCAGAUGCCGAAUGGGUUCGAUAGCAGUCAGCAGCAGCAGCAGCAGCCGAUGAUGGCUGUGGCGCAGUCUGGUGGUGGUUUUGGAGGUGGUGGUGCCAAUCAGAUGAGUUUUGCUAAAGCUAAUGGUGCUAAUGAUAUGAAUGAGCUGGUGGAGAUGUUGUCCAACUUGAAUCCCAUGGCUCAAGAGUUUGUGCCUCCUUCUCUGGCUAACAACCAUGGCUUUUGGGGGAACGGCUUUGGGUAUGAUAACAAUUUUGGAAUGGUUAAUCCUGUUGGGAAUGGCAAUGUAAAUACUAAAAGGAGGAACAAUUUUAAUCAGGGAAGGAGAAGAAACAACAGUAGGAGAAGUAUGGCUCAGCGUGAGGAGGUAAUCAGGAGGACAGUAUAUGUGUCUGAUAUUGACCAGCAGGUUACUGAAGAGCAGCUCGCGGGUCUAUUUGUGCACUGUGGACAAGUUGUUGAUUGUCGUAUAUGCGGUGAUCCUAAUUCUGUUCUUCGAUUCGCUUUCAUCGAAUUUACUGAUGAAGAAGGUGCAAGGAUUGCUCUAAAUUUGUCGGGGACUGUGCUUGGAUAUUACCCACUAAGAGUGCUGCCUUCCAAAACUGCGAUUGCACCUGUUAACCCGACAUUUUUGCCAAGGUCUGAAGAUGAGCGGGAGAUGUGUGCUAGGACAAUAUACUGUACGAAUAUAGAUAAGAAGCUUUCUUUAUGUCUUGAUGGUGUCUUAUUUGCUACUUUAUCCAAACAGGUUCAGUGCUUGAGGAUCCUCGGAGACUAUCAUCAUUCAACUCGUAUUGCUUUUGUCGAGUUUGCAAUGGCUGACAGCGCAAUUAUUGCUCUGAACUGCAGUGGCGUUGUUCUGGGAUCUCUGCCCAUAAGGGUAAGCCCAUCAAAGACACCAGUGCGCCCUCGUACUCCUCGACCAUCGAUGCACUGAUGCUGAGAGUGAAUGAAUCAUCCCUCUGUGUGAUGCAAUGCCCUCUGGAAACUGAUCAAGUUGCUCAUAGAAGUAUUUAUAGACAUCCUUAUAUAUAUAUAUAUAGAAAGCUGAAAACAGAACUUGGGUUUAUUUUGCUCCUCCUUUUGUUGCUGCGGGUUGCAUGCAUCUCUCUCAAGCUGGGGUGUUUGGCGGGAGAACAAUUGUUUAUUAUGGGAUGUUGAGAUGUUGAGGUCAUGUCAUAGGUAUUAGAGAGCUCUGGAUGUGAUUUUGAGGAUGUGAAUAGCCUUCGUUUUCCUUUUCCAACAUUUGGGGGAAGUGCUGAAAGUCUUUUGAUUAUAGCUGCUUGUCAAUUCAUGCACAGUGGUUUGGCGGU
Linum tenue is the source of this 1866-nucleotide messenger RNA. The record is from the annotation of a GenBank genome assembly. Lineage: Eukaryota; Viridiplantae; Streptophyta; Magnoliopsida; Malpighiales; Linaceae.